Apis laboriosa (Himalayan honeybee) is the source of this 2136-nucleotide messenger RNA. RefSeq names its product polycomb group RING finger protein 3 (gene l(3)73Ah). The transcript is spliced from 5 exons. Gene Ontology annotation, biological process: regulation of transcription by RNA polymerase II. The record is from RefSeq and is a predicted model, not a curated record. NCBI's taxonomy places the organism in Eukaryota, Metazoa, Arthropoda, Insecta, Hymenoptera, Apidae. Gene Ontology annotation, cellular component: PRC1 complex. The coding region runs from base 258 to 950 and encodes 230 amino acids.
UACACUUAGUUGUUUUUAUCAAGUUUUUAGUAAAACGUUUAAUUUUGUAUUUCUCCAUUUCACUUCGAUUCAACGAUAAAAAAAUGCUAAGAAUUAUAUGCACCAUACAUACAAAACUUCUUAACGAAUAAUGCGAGUGAAAAUUGCUGUUGUGUGUUAACACUCGACAUUCAGUUACAAUUACAAGUUUGGAACAAUUUGACAACAUCAGAAUUUGAUGGCACUUGUAUGGUGUCGCAGAUAGUAAUAUUUAUUAAAUGGUGAUUACCAGUGCCAUGGAGAGGAGAAUUAAAUUAAAAACACUGAACAGUCACAUAACAUGCAAGAUAUGCAAAGGUUAUUUGAUAGAUGCUACUACUGUUACGGAAUGUUUACAUACAUUUUGUAAAAGUUGUCUAGUGAAACAUUUAGAAGAAAAGCAUACCUGUCCAACAUGUCAAAUUGUCAUACAUCAAUCUCAUCCUCUUCAAUAUAUAAGCUUUGACAGAACUAUGCAAGAUAUUGUCUAUAAAUUAGUUCCUGAUCUUCAAGAAAAUGAAAUUAAAAGAGAAAGAGAAUUUUAUAGAGCAAGAGGUUUACCUUGCCCAAAAGAUAUAUUACCAAAUGCUGGAGAUGUUGAAGAAGAAAAGGCAACAGCAGAUGCACAUGCAGAAUCAGAUUAUCAUCGUACUGAUGAACAGGUUAAUGUAUGCUUGGAAUGCAUAAAUACAAGUUUAAAGACUUUGAAACGAAGAUUUAUCAGAUGUUCUGCCCAAGCAACUAUUACGCAUUUAAAAAAAUUUAUUGCCAAGAAAGUGUUAAAUGGAAUGGAAAAAUAUCGAGAUAUUGAUAUUUUAUGUAAUGAUGAACUAUUAGGUAAGGACCAUACAUUAAAAUUCGUUUAUGUAACAAGAUGGAGGUUCCGGGACCCACCUUUAAGGCUACAAUAUAGACCACGAAUAGAUAUUUAAGAUUAAUAUUUGUAUGUUCGAUUCGCGAUAAGAAUCACAAAGAAUCUUGUACCUACUUUGAAUGUUUUUUUGUUCUAUCCGUGUAUUGCCCGUCAUAGUACUUAUUUCAUUUUGGCAUAGCAAAAACAUUAAAUUUUAAAAAUAAUUUCUUGCUUAAAAAUGAAAGAGAAGUUGCUUUAUAGAUUCUUGAUAUCUUUCUAUUAUAUAGUAGAAAGAAUGAAUUUAAUUAGAUUACCGAUAGUCAUUAAUACAUUUUUUAAUGAUAGCAAUUCCAUUAUUUUACACACAUGAUCAUCUCUUUGUUUCCUUAGCAUUCGAAAUCAUUUACGUAUUAUCUUUCAUUGAGUUACAUUAACUCAUCUUUUUAAUGUUUAUUAUGAAUUACUUUCUACAUUUAUAUAAUGCAUAAAUAUAAGUAGACCAAGAAAUCAUAGCGAUAGUGAAAUAAUGAGAAAACAAAUUUUGUUUGCUCAUAUUAUCGCUAAAUAUAAUUCUAAAUAUUUAGUUAUAAAUAUAAUAACUAUGAUAUAAUCACCUUGUGCAUUUUUGUAUCAAUUCUCUAUAAAUUUUUAGUUUGAAGAUACAAAAAUGCCAAUUGGUGUCUCAUAGAUAAGAAUUUGUUGCUUUUUUGCACAGCAACAGAACAAGAUUGCCCUUCUUCUUGUAAUUUUAAGAUGUGAAUUUCUUUUUAUACAUAUUCUAAUUGUAUAUAGAAUAUUUUUGACAGAAUUCCGAUAAUAUUGCGUGUAGACGCAGCUUUGUAUUAGAGAAAAAAGAAAAUGGAAAAAAAAAAAAAGAAAAGAAGCUGGAUCCGGUUAAGAAAGAUUUGGAUCCCUUUAACUUUGUAUGUUUAUGCGCUGUACACAUUCUAAUUCGAUCUCGAGUUUCUCUCAAUGCCGGGAUACAAAAAAAUUUUAUCAGAUAUAACAUAUUUUCUCGAUGAAUUUGAUAAAGACAACGACGCGUUGAGCGAAACGAUCGGGAUUUAUCGCUUGUAGUUACAUGAACUUGUUUCGACAAAAAAAUGUAAAGCGAAAAAACGUGAUUAUAUGUAAAUAUUCUAGAAGAAAAAGUGAAGUGAAUUCAACUUUACAAUGUAGCAGCAUUUUAUGAAUGCUAGGGCUUGUAUGUUGUACACUAUGUGUGUAUUUCCAUAAAUUAUUAAAUAAAUAUGUUUUGUACAGUA